AUGGACUUCCUCAAACGCGCCUACGGCAUGCUGCCGGACAUGCUCCGGAGCUCACGGGGCCCUCCGGAGCAGACCGUUCUGAGCAUCAAGACGGCAGCGACGCUUCUCUGCGCCACUUGUUCCUUACAGUCAAGCUCGGGAGCGUCAGAGCUCCCAUAUUACGGUCUCAGCCCGCCCGUCUACCCUUCGCCGGUUGGCAAUGGCUCCACCAAUAUCCGCUGGGCCCAAGCCCGCAACCACGCACGGGAUAUGGUGUCGCAGAUGACGGUGGAGGAGAAAGCCAACAUCACUCGGGGCUGGCCCGGCGCUUGCGUGGGCAACACAGGCGAGGUGCCACGUCUGAGCAUCCCCGCCCUGUGCUUCGCCGACGGGCCCUCGGGGAUUCGCGGGCAGGAAUUUGUGUCGGCGUUCCCCGCCGGCAUCCACGUGGCAGCUACCUUUGACCGGCAUCUCAUGUACCAGUAUGGCCGGGCACUCGGCAGCGAGUUCUACGGCAAGGGGAUCAACGUCGCCCUGGGUCCAGUGGCCGGUCCCCUGGGCCGUGUUGUCAAGGGCGGCCGGAACUGGGAGGGUCUGAGCAGCGACCCCUACCUCGCCGGCGCCGGCAUGGGCGCCAUUACCCGCGGUAUUCAAGACGCCGGCGUGAUUGCCACGCCAAAGCACUGGUUGCUGAAUGAGCAAGAGUAUCGCCGCAGAUGGACACCCGUCAGUGAGGCCAUCAGCGCCAAUGUUGACGAUAGGACUCUGCAUGAGCUGUACGCCUUCCCGUUCAUGGACGCCCUGCGAGAGGGUGCCGGGGCAGUGAUGUGUAGUUACCAGCGGGCCAACCACUCAUAUGCCUGCCAGAACUCCAAGUUGCUGAACGGCAUUCUCAAGACGGAGCUAGGCUUCGAGGGCUUCGUCGUCAGUGACUGGGACGGACAGACAUCCGGGGUCGCUUCGGCUAAUGCAGGCCUGGACCUCGCCAUGCCCAACGCCGGCUUCUGGGGGGACAAGCUGGUCGAGGCGGUGCACAAUGGCUCGGUGAGCGAAGAGCGCAUCAGCGACAUGGCAACUCGCAUCCUUGCGUCAUGGUACUACCUUCGCCAGGAGAACGGCUAUCCGCCGCCGGCCAUCUACAACAAUACAGAAAAGCAUUUCCCUGUCGACGUCCAGGCAGACCACGCUAGAUUGAUUGAGGAGAUUGGCGCUGCAGGAACAGUUGUGGUCAAGAACCUCGACCAUGCUCUGCCGUUCGAGAAACCAAAGUUCCUCUGUAUAUAUGGCUACGACGCAACGCUGAAGGCCAACCCGUGGCAAAACCGCGAUCGGUACGGCGGAGGCUACGAGGACAACUUUGGCUGGAUCACGCUCAACGGCACGCUUAUCACGGGGGGUGGCUCAGGCGGGAGCUCUCCCCCAUAUGUUGUCUCCCCUUUCCAAGCCCUGCAGGAACGUGUCGCCAGGGAUCGGGGCAUUCUGCGCUGGGACUUCUACUCGGACAACCCCACCCCCUAUCUCAACGCCGACGCCUGCCUGGUGUUUGUAAACGCUUACGCCUCAGAGAGCUUCGACCGCACCAGCCUGACGGACGAGUUCAGCGACCGGUUGGUCCUAAACGUCGCUUCCUGGUGUACCAAUACCAUCGUGGUAGUCCAUUCGGCCGGAAUCCGCCUCGUAGACGAAUGGAUCACCCACCCCAACGUAACCGCGGCCCUCUUCGCCGGCCUGCCAGGCCAAGAAUCGGGCCACGCCCUGACCUCGAUUCUCUACGGGGACGUCAACCCCACCGGCCGGCUCCCCUACACCGUGGCCAAGUCCGAGUCGGACUACGGCGACCUCCUCAACCCGUCCGUCUCCGACGAUCCCUUCCCCGAAGCCAACCUCACCGAGGGCCUCUCCAUCGACUACCGCCACUUUGACCUGCACAACCUCACGCCGCGCUUCGAAUUCGGCUUCGGCUUGUCCUACACGUCAUUUGCGUAUGCCGACCUGUCCACCGCCAUCGUCCCCGGCGCAAAUCUCGCCGAGUUCCCCGACCGGCGGAAGAACACGCCCGUCGUCCAGGGUGGGCACCCCGCCCUGUGGGAAGUCGUUGCUGUCGUCAGGUGCACCGUGACCAACACGGGGCUCGUCGAGGGUGCUGAGAUUGCCCAGCUCUACAUCGGCGUGCCCGGGGCGGGGCAGGAUUCGCCCGUGAGGCAGCUCAGAGGGUUUGUGAAGGUGGGGCCGCUCGUUCCCGGCCAGGGGAGGGAGGCGGUGUUUGAGUUGACGAGGCGGGACUUGAGUGUGUGGGAUGUCGUGGCGCAGGACUGGCGGCUGAGGAGGGGGGCGUAUGAGGUUUGGGUUGGGGCGAGUAGUCGGGAUUUGAGGGUGAGCGGCAGGGUGGUGCUGGUUGAUUGA
This is a messenger RNA of Parathielavia appendiculata, 2382 nucleotides long. Its product is annotated as glycoside hydrolase family 3 protein. The coding region runs from base 1 to 2382 and encodes 793 amino acids. Gene Ontology annotation, molecular function: beta-glucosidase activity. The transcript is spliced from 3 exons. The record is from RefSeq and is a predicted model, not a curated record. Lineage: Eukaryota; Fungi; Ascomycota; Sordariomycetes; Sordariales; Chaetomiaceae. Gene Ontology annotation, biological process: glucan catabolic process.